GCUCAUAUAAUUAAGAUUCCUCCAUCUUCUACGUCAAACCUUGCCAAACACUCUAUAAUAUAGUCACAAAACCCAUUACACAUUAUUCAAUACAUUAUUUCUUCCAACCAUAAAUAGUUCUUAAUCUUUGUAUAUAAGAACUCAUUGGUGUAGACAUAGAAGAAAUCCAAGAAGCUUGAAACUAAAUCAUUGUUGGUAAGAAAAAUCGAGAGUACUAUUGCGAAAAUUCAAAGAUGAGCUACACGACGCCAAUCGUUAGUAAACUCUAUUGUUCAACAUCGCAGACGAUGUUCGGUGUGAGGAAAAGGCCACACGUGGUGAAUGGAGGUGGUUUUGUUGUCACGGAUUGUAGUACUCAAAAGGUUGUAUUCAAGGUUCAUGGCUGUGGUAUUCAUGGCAAAAAAGAUGAGUUGAUUCUUAGAGACGGUGAUGGAGAAGCUUUGCUUCUCAUGCGUCGAAAGGGAGGUAUGGUUGAGGCUCUAAGUAUUUACAAGAAGUGGAGAGGUUAUAGUGUAAACUAUGAAGGAUUACAGAAACUUAUUUUCAGCUUAAAAGAACCUGGAAAUUCAUGUUUGGUUAAGAAUAGAGGAAUCAAAAUUUCUAUUGAGUCAAGUGCGGUUGGAAACAAAGGUUGGGACUUUGAAAUUAAGGGCUAUUUUCCUGAUAAGCAUUGCAGCAUUGUGGACAAUAGAGGCAACAUCGUAGCACAGGUUGGGAUGAAUAAAGAAGUUGAGAAAUUGAUGGAAAGCAAGGAUUUGUAUCAUGUGGUAGUGAAACCAGGGAUGGAUCAAGCUUUUGUUUUUGGAGUUAUAGCAACUCUUGAUUAUAUUUAUGGAGAAUCUACAUAUUGUUAAUUAAUCCAAAGUAGUGAAGAAGAAGAAGAAUAUAGCAUAUGCUAUAUAGUAUGGUUUUGAUGUGAUUAUUUCUAUGAAAAAUUGGUUCAAUUUUCUCCUAUCAUCAUCACAUUGAUAGUGGUUAUUAUUUGUAACAAGUAAAGGGAACUUCUUUGUAUAUUAUGGCAAGGAUAUUAAUUGAUUUGGUUGUUAAUUUGUUGUGUUAAAUAUUGUUCCUUUCGUUUUGUUGGACAAUGAUGUGUGUAAAAGUUAUAUUGUUUAUAAACUAGUUUCGAAUCUUUCUAUGAA
Messenger RNA from Lathyrus oleraceus (garden pea), 1142 nucleotides. RefSeq names its product protein LURP-one-related 6. The transcript is spliced from 3 exons. Bases 234 to 854 code for a protein of 206 amino acids. The record is from RefSeq and is a predicted model, not a curated record. Lineage: Eukaryota; Viridiplantae; Streptophyta; Magnoliopsida; Fabales; Fabaceae.